Piliocolobus tephrosceles (Ugandan red Colobus) is the source of this 651-nucleotide messenger RNA. RefSeq names its product phospholipid phosphatase 2-like. NCBI's taxonomy places the organism in Eukaryota, Metazoa, Chordata, Mammalia, Primates, Cercopithecidae. Gene Ontology annotation, molecular function: phosphatidate phosphatase activity. The transcript is spliced from 2 exons. Gene Ontology annotation, biological process: phospholipid metabolic process; phospholipid dephosphorylation; signal transduction. The record is from RefSeq and is a predicted model, not a curated record. The annotation marks the transcript as partial. Gene Ontology annotation, cellular component: plasma membrane.
GCAUCUCGUGCCACAGCCCCAGCCAGAGACUCUUAUUUCAUUAUCAGAUAACUGGAACAGAAAAGGGGAACCGUUUCUGCUACUGGGAUUUGACUACAUCUAACAGCAGCAGCCUCCGUGUCGAACCCUCCUUUCUGUGGGAGGGGCCGGGACAAGGGGGCCGUUGGAAGACGCUGAGAGCCACCUGCUCCUUCUCUUUCCUCAGGUUGUCUUUCUACUCCGGACACUCGUCCUUUGGGAUGUACUGCAUGCUGUUCUUGGCGCUCUAUGUGCAGGCGCGGCUCUGUGGGAAGUGGGCACGGCUGCUGCGGCCCACCGUCCAGUUCUUCCUGGUGGCCUUUGCCCUCUACGUGGGCUACACCCGCGUGUCUGAUUACAAGCACCACUGGAGCGAUGUGCUUGUUGGACUCCUGCAGGGGGCACUGGUGGCUGGCCUCACGGUGAGCUUCUCACCCUAACUCCAGCCAUCCCCUGUGUUGUCCAGAGACCACUCGCCACCCACCCCUCGUCCUGCCCUGGGCACCCUUGCCCACUGAGUCCUUCCCUGGGCCUCCUCCCUGUCAGUCCUCCCUGGGACCCCUCCUUCUGCCCCCAUUUCACCCCAGGGACCCCUUUCCCCCAACCCCAGUCCUUCCCUGGACCCCCCUGCAC